Messenger RNA from Lolium rigidum, 1044 nucleotides. Its product is annotated as callose synthase 3-like. The record is from RefSeq and is a predicted model, not a curated record. The annotation marks the transcript as partial. NCBI's taxonomy places the organism in Eukaryota, Viridiplantae, Streptophyta, Magnoliopsida, Poales, Poaceae. Gene Ontology annotation, cellular component: plasma membrane. Gene Ontology annotation, molecular function: glucosyltransferase activity. The transcript is spliced from 10 exons.
GCCUCCCCGGCCCCCGGCGCCGGCGGCAGGAGGAUCCUGCGCACCCAGACCGCGGGCAACCUCGGCGAGUCCAUCUUCGACAGCGAGGUCGUGCCCUCCUCGCUCGUCGAGAUCGCGCCCAUCCUCCGCGUCGCCAACGAGGUCGAGGGCAGCAACCCGCGCGUCGCCUACCUAUGUCGCUUCUACGCCUUCGAGAAGGCGCAUCGCCUCGACCCCACCUCCAGCGGACGUGGAGUUCGCCAGUUCAAAACCGCGCUCCUGCAGAGGCUCGAAAGGGAAAAUGAUCCCACGUUGAAGGGGCGGGUGAAACAGAGCGACGCGCGCGAAAUGCAGAGCUUCUACCAGCACUACUACAAGAAGUACAUCCAGGCGCUUCAGAACGCCGCUGAUAAAGCUGACCGUGCUCAGCUCACCAAGGCGUACCAGACUGCAGCCGUCUUGUUUGAGGUCCUCAAGGCCGUCAAUGUUUCGCAGAAGAUAGAACUUGAUCAAUCAAUUGAGGAAACUAAUAAAUUAGUCGAGGAGAAGAAAAAGCUCUAUCUCCCUUUCAAUAUCCUCCCGCUCGAUCCUGACAGCGCGCAUCAGGCUGUUAUGCAAUAUCCUGAGAUACAAGUUGCUUUUUAUGCUCUUCGUAACACAAGGGGUCUGCCAUGGCCCAAGGACCAUGAAAAGAAGGCGAAUGCAGAUCUUCUUGAUUGGCUGCAAGCUAUGUUUGGCUUUCAGAAAGAUAAUGUAUCCAAUCAAAGAGAACAUCUCAUACUCUUGCUUGCCAACGUGCAUAUAAGGCAGCUUUCCAAACCUGAGCAACAACCAAAGUUAGAUGAUCAUGCGCUGGAUAUAGUUAUGAAGAAGCUCUUUAAAAACUACAAGAGAUGGUGCAAGUACCUUGGCCGCAAAAGCAGCUUAUGUUAUAAGCUCUUCAUGGUCAAGGAGGAAAGCAGAGAUGCUUUAAACUGGGGAGUGAAGUUGUUCGUGCAGUUGUCAAGUGAAGCUUUCCAGGCGCCUAGAGGAUGGAGACCAAUCAUCCAGAGGCUGACAGGUUGA